UUUAUGAGGGCAUUGCACAUGGCAUUUUACCCAAUGAGGAAAAGACAAAAGUGGCCGUCAAAAUGGUCAAAAGAAUGUCAAAUGAUGAGAUAAUGCGUGCUCUGAUUUUGGAAUUGAAGAUUAUGGUUCACUUGGGCCAACAUUUGAAUUUAGUAAACUUACUUGGGGCAGUCACGACGAAUAUUACACGAUACGAUAUGAUGAUCAUUGUUGAAUACUGUCGAUAUGGUUGCCUGCAAAAUGUCCUAAUCAAAAGCCAAUCGUCAUUCGUCGAUCAGAUUGAUCGUGAGACGGAUACAAUUAUUUCGAGCACAAAUGCAACAAAACCAAACGUAGAAAACAGUGGAGUCAGCAAUGACAAUUAUCAAACAGAUUACCAAUCGGUGAUUAAUUCAUUAUACGUUGGAGACUCAAAUAAUGGGGAUCAACAAUUGAUUGUCAAUUCAUUAUAUGUUCGAUAUUCGAAUAGUGUACAUCGCUCAUCAGGUGAAGCUUCACGUAAAUGUCCAUUUCACGCAUGUUUUCAAGUAUGCUUCCAUGCUUUCCCAUUAACUUUUCAGAUGAUGUUGGCACAUCCAGCAAUCUAAUUGAUUCUGAAUCGAUACCCCAAGUUACAACGACCGAUUUACUUUGCUGGUCAUUUCAAAUUUCCCGUGGAAUGCAUUAUUUGGCAUCAUGCAAAGUGUUGCAUGGUGACUUAGCAGCAAGAAACAUUCUUUUGAGCGACAAUAACGUGAUUAAAAUCUGUGACUUCGGUUUGGCUCGAUCGUUGUACAAAACUGACGUUUACCGUAAAAAUAAAGAGGCGAUGCUCCCAUUUAAAUGGUUGGCUCUUGAAUCUAUCAAGGACCAUGUAUUCAGUACUCACACUGACGUUUGGGCUUUCGGAGUUGUGCUUUGGGAGUUAUUUUCGCUUGGAGCGACACCAUAUCCUGGCUUGUCAGGCCAAGAUUUGUACCAAAAAUUACUGGACGGUUACAGAAUGGAGAAGCCAGACUUUGCCACUCAAGACAUAUAUGACAUUAUGUUAGCAUGUUGGCGUGUCAAUUAUGAAUUGCGUCCAUCAUUCGAUGAGCUUGGGAAAAGCUUCUCUAAAUUUUUGGAUCCCAGUGUUGCAGAGCGAUUUGUGAAUUUAAACGAACCGUAUUUAAAAGCAAACGUGGAGAGGUAUGAGGGUGGGAAGACCGAUUAUAUAGCCCUAAUGGGAACACCCGAUUUUCAAGCACCAUCUGCACCAUCCGGAUCAGCGCUCGAAUUUAAUGAAAUUAUUGAAAUUCACCAGCAACCAGAUGAAUCAUCGAUAUAAUUAUAGUUACACAGAAUAUCCAAGUGGCGUUAGUCGGUGCCGGAUUUGGGCACGUGCAAGGAGUGCAUUUGCACGGUGCGGUAGAAUGUCUGGGGCGGCCAAAUUCCAAAUUGAAGAAAUAUUAAAAGAUAUAAAAGCAAAAAAAAGCAAUAAAAUACUAUAGAUAUUCAAUACUGCGAAUCACGAAAACAGUUCCGCAAUACAGUUUAAAUUCUUAUAACUAUACAAACAUAUUCAAAAUAUUUGUGCUGAUUCGAAGAACACCAAGUAAAAUAACGACACAUGAUUAUGCAUGUCAAUUUUCGGUGCUGCUAAAGUCCUGACUACAACAGCAAAACAAAAUUUGGAGCAAAUGUGCUUGGUCAAUGGAUUUUCAAAUUCAAAUUUGUGCUUUCAGCUGUUGUUUGGAACAAGAUUUUGAGCAAGAUAAAUGUUAUUUCAUAGGUACUCUAAUCAACAGCAAUGGAUUUUAAUUCGUGUUCGAGUCACUUGCAAAAACUGCAAGAAUUUUUUCAAGAAAGUCACACAAACUUCAAAGAUUCAUUAUAUUUGUUUAUAAGCCGAAACGAUUACAGUUGAAUUUGCUUACCAUUUGAUUUGUCGAUGAUGAAUGAGCGGAAAAGGGAUAGCUAUAUAGUAAACUGUAUAGUAAACUAUAGUAUAGUUAGCUACCUCUUUUCAUUUGACAUUUUUCCUCUCAACUUUUCUGUAUGACAUUUUCACUCCAAACCCCUCAUAUAAGGAUGAUUUCCAUUUUUACAUAAUUGAUGUUGCCUUAAAUUCGCUUGAUGAUCG
Molecule: messenger RNA, 2101 nt
Organism: Sitodiplosis mosellana (orange wheat blossom midge)
Lineage: Eukaryota; Metazoa; Arthropoda; Insecta; Diptera; Cecidomyiidae
Product: platelet-derived growth factor receptor beta-like
Exons: 6
Coding region: 63-587 (174 amino acids)
Biological process (GO): positive regulation of kinase activity; protein phosphorylation; cell surface receptor protein tyrosine kinase signaling pathway
Cellular component (GO): signaling receptor complex
Molecular function (GO): transmembrane receptor protein tyrosine kinase activity
Source: RefSeq, a predicted model, not a curated record